UUUAAAUGCUAUUCUGAAGAGCUAUUUCUUGUGUUAUUUGCGACCGCGAGACAAAUUUCGCGCCUAUUUUCUGUUUAUUUAAUAACAUUAUCAAAUGUUAUUACGUCAUAUAUAAUAUAUAGUUUUUAUUAAAAAUGGAAAAGUUAAUCUUUUUAUCUUUGGAAAUAAAAAAAACCUUCUACCCAAAAUCGGUUAUUUAGACAUUUCCAACAAAGUUUUGAAUUAUAAAAUAAAGAUAUAUCUUUUAUCAUAAAAAAAAAUGUCUCGCAGGAAGCAAAAGUUGGAUCAUGCUACUGUUGUAGAAAACAAUAAUGAUGUAGUAGAAAGAACUCCUUUGAGAAGGUCAAAACGUAAACUUGUAAACAAAGAGAACAUGAACCAGAAUCUUAAUGCAGACACUGCUAUUGAAGAAGACACUACUAAAGUUGAUAAAACCCUCUUAGAGAAUUCAAGCAGUAAUUCUGUGAUCAAAAAAAGAAAGGAUCAAAAGCUGAAAGUUAAUGAAACAGUUUCAAUGUCUGAACACGAUAUUAUGAUCAAAACCCCUAGAGUAUUGAUUAAGAAAUUAAAAAUAGACGGCCAAGUAUUUUCCCCAGAAUUAAACAAAGAGAACAUGAACCAGAAUCUUGAUGCAGAUACUGAUCUUGCAGAAGACACUACUAAGGUUGAUGAAACCCUUUUAGAGAAUUCAAACAGUAAUUCUGUGAUCAAAAAAAGAGAGGAUCAAAUGCUGAAAGUUAACAAUGGAACAAUUUCAAUGUCUGAACAAGAUAUUAUGAUCAAAACCCCUAGAGUAUUGAUUAAAAAAUUAAAAAUAGACAGCGAAGUAUUUUCCCCAAAAUUAAAACGAAUUUCUGUUGAUAGUGGUAUCAGCUCAGAUCUUAGUUUACAAGAUGUAAGUGUUUCAUCAACAAUGUUAAGAAUGUCAACCGAAACUGAACUGAUGUCUUCAAAAAACUCAUUUAAUAUAUCAUCAAUUAUAGAUUACAACAAUAUUGAUGUUCAAGGGAAAUCUUCAGAAAAGCCUAAACGGCAAAGGAAUACAAAAAGAAAAGUAGAUGAUCUCGUAAAUACUAGCAUUUCAUUGGCGGAAAAUGAAAAGCAUAUGUCGAAGAAAAAAUUAACUUCAGCUAACAUAUCAACUGAUUUUCAAAAAGAAAAAGAUUCUAAGAUUUUGUUAGAUCAAACUAAGAAGGAACUAGUUUUGGAAGAUGAUAGCGAGGAUGAAGUUAUAUCAUUAAGAAGAUCAAGAAGACUCAAGUCUGUGAAUGAAAAGAGCAAAAACCAAACGUCAACAGUUUAUCAAACAAGUCCAACUUUCAAAGAAGAUCAUUUGAUCAAGAAAUUAAAAAAAGAUGACGAAACAUUUUCUUCAGAAUUUAGCCAAAGUGUAGCUGAUAUUAGCUUAGAUCUUAAUUUGAAAGUUGGAAGUUCUUUAUCUACGAUAUCAAACAAUAUAAAAGAAACUGAAUAUAUAUCUUCAGAAAAGUCUUCUAAAAUGGCAUCAACUAUUGAUAGCAAUAGUCCUCAAGUAAAGAAAUCUUUGGAGAAACUCAAACCUCUAAAAAAUGGUGAAAUAAAAAUUGAUUAUCUUGUAGAUACUUGCAUCUCAUCUGAUAAAAAUGAAGAGCUAGCAUCUAAAUGUAAAUUGGCUACCAAAAAUAUAUCCAUUGAAUUCCAAAAUGAAAAAGAGCUUGAUACUCUAUUAGAUUCAUCUAAAGAUAAACUGUUUUUAGGAAGUAAUAAGGAUGUUGCUAUUGUUGAAGGUAGUAUUGCAAAUAGCUCAUCAACAGGAGAAAAAACUAUUAUGCAAGUUCUUGUUCAGCAAGAAUUCAAUGCAGAGACUGAAUGUAAAAUAUCAAGUUUAAGUCAAACAAAGACAGAAAGUAGUAAUAAUGAUUCCAAUAGUGAAUCUGAUUGGGAAGAAGUUGGAGAAAGAAGUGAGUUAAGCUUGGAAGAUUAUAAUCCUGCAAUUCCCAAGGAUGGUGUUGAAAUAACAAUAGAUUGCCCAGACCUCAAAAGUUUACGUAAACAGAAGAAGAGAGAGUAUGAGAUGGAUCAAAUUAGACUUUGUAUUAAUCGAAUGCGGAGAGAAGAGCAAUUGAAUAUCCAUAAAACUCAUUUACUAUGUCUAUUAGCGCAUGGAUUAUUUGUGAAUGAUAUUUUGAACUCUCUUUAUUUAAAAGCAUUCGCUCUUUCCUAUUUACCGCCUGAUUUAUUAGCAGUUACAGCUGGUCGAAAAAUUGACAAAGCAAAUUCUGGUGUUAUACGCAAUAUAGUUACCUGGUUUUGUGAAUCUUUCAGCUUUGAAAAUAAAGAAUUACCCUUCAUUGAUUUCCAAAAAAAUAUAUUUAGCUACUUUCAGGAGCAAAAAUCAUUAAGUCCAUCAGAGUACAAUUUAAUGUUUGUAGUUUUUGCUCAAACUUUAGGUUUUAAAACCAGAUUUUGUGUUUCUUUUAAUCCUGUUAGUUACAAAGCUAAAAAUUUAUUGAAGAAAUCCAGAUCAAAGAUAAAAAAUAGUUUGUAUGAGCAUAAUCUCAAAGUGGAAAAUAAUUUAAAAACAGAAAAACCAAUACUUACUGAACAAGAAAGUUCUAAGGAAAAAUCAGUGCUUGCUGCCAACAAUAAGAAAACAAAAUUGGAUAUAACACUGAAAAAAAAGAAACCUCGACCCCAGCGAUCGAAGAGUAAGAGUUACAAAAUGAGUAGUGACGAAGAUGAAAGUGAAGUCAUAAAACUUCAGCCACAACGAUCUAAAAGUAAGAGUUGCAAAAUGAGUGGUGACGAAGAUGAAAGUGAAGUAGUAAAACUUCGGCCACAACGAUCUAAAAGUAAGAGUUACAAGAUGAGUAGUGAUGAGUACAAAAUGAGUAGUGACGAGUACAAAAUGAGUAGUGACGAAGAUCAAUAUGAAGAAUGGAAGUUGCAACCACAGCAAUUUAAAAAGAAAAGUUAUAAAAUUAGCAGUGAUGAAGAGGAUGAUUUUGUUGAAAAGAGAAGCUCUCAAAGGAAUAAUAAAAAAAAAGAUAGGUUUAAAAAAUUGUCUGAAAAACCAUUAAAUCGUAAAAUCUUAUCUAGUAAUUCAGAGCCCAAUUUUAAAAAAAACUGCAAUUUUGAAAAAGAUAAAAUCAUAUGUUGGUGUGAAGUUUUUUCUAAGCGAGAUAAACGAUGGAUUUCUGUUGAGUGUACUAACCAAAUUAUCGAUGAACCUUACGAUAUUGAAAAAUUACUUCCACAACCUGUAACUUAUAUUGUAGCUUAUGAUAAUGAUUGUUACAUAAAAGAUGUUACCAAACGCUAUUGUAGUGAAUAUAUGACUUCAGCUUUAAAAUUAAGGCCUGAUUCUGAAUGGUGGGAAGAAACAAUUGAAUACUUUUCUCCUCCAAAUUCUAAAUUAAAUAAAGAGGAAGAAAAGAAAUUGGAUGAAAUGCUAAUCAAUAAACCAUUACCUAACACAUUCAAAGAGUAUAAAAAUCACCCACUUUAUGCCCUUAAAAGACAUCUUUUAAAAUUUGAGGCAAUUUAUCCACCUGAUGCAGCACCUGUAGGUUUCAUUCGAAAUGAGCCAGUAUAUGCACGAGAUAAUGUUUGCAUACUUCGUUCACAUGAAAAAUGGAAAGAAGAAGGCAGGACAGUCUGUAUUGGUGAGGAACCAUACAAACUUGUAAAAGCACGUCCGAAAUGGGACCACGUUAACAAAAAGAUAAUAACUGAUCUACCUCUUCUUGAAGUGUUUGGUUAUUGGCAAACAAAGCUAUAUGAACCACCAGUUGCGGAGGGUGGAAAAGUCCCUAGGAACAAAUAUGGAAAUGUUGAGCUUUUCAAGCCUUGGAUGUUACCUCGGGGGACUGUACAUUUGAAAAAUCCAGGUUUGAGUCGCAUUGCAAGAAAGUUAGGCAUCGAUUGUAGCCCAGCUUUUUUUGGUUUUGAAAACAUGUGUGCUAUAUAUGAUGGUUAUGUUGUCUGUGAAGAGUUCAAAGAUACACUUUUAACUGCAUGGGAGGAAGAACAAGUGAAUGCAAAAGAGCGUAAAGAAGAAAAAAGAUACAAAAGAAUUUAUGGCAAUUGGAAAAAAUUAAUAAAAGGUUUGCUCAUCAAAGAAAGAAUUAAAUUGAAGUAUGGCAUGAAAUAGAAGGCAGUGCUUUGCAUUUUCACUGUUUUACUACCUCAUAUUUUUACUACCUUUUUCCUUUAUUUUUUUUACAAAUUUUAACUUUUUCACAUAUUCAAUUGUUUUUAAAAUUAUUUCUUUAUUUGUGUAAAAAAAAAGUUUCCCUAACUAUUUUAGUCUUUAUGAACCUGAACAAUUGAACAGUUUUCAUAUUGAAUUUUUUUUUUUUAUUUGUAAUUCUAUUUAUGCUUAUAUCAAAAACAUAUACUUUGUCUAUACUUUAAAAAAUUUUAAAGUUUUUGUUCAAUAUAAAUAUUUUAAUAAUAACAAGUGAGUUGCGUGGAAAAAAAAUCUACUAUUUCUUUAUUGCAGUGACCAAAGAAAUGUGCUAAAAAAAAAAAAAGAAAUUUAUAUUUGUUUUUUAAUGAACAUUGUUUUUUUACAUCAAUCAAUCAAAAAAAAAAAUAUCUAUCUAUAUAUAUACCUCAAAAAACCUUGUCAGCUGGAAAUUCAACAAAACAAAGCUUUAUUUAUGAUAGACCACUGUCUUUAAUGUUUUAAAAAUAUUGUUGCUUUAUAUAUUAGUUUAAAUUAUGUUAGUCAUUCCAAUAUUUAUUUGUUGUGCAAGCUAUUUUUUUUUUGUCAUUGAAAAUUCUUUUAGUUUUGAUUAUUUUUACUGAUUAUAUUGUGAAAUUUAAUUUGAUAUACUCUGUUGUCUUUUAUGUAUAUUUGGUGAUGCCUGUGAAACAAAAAAUUAGUUUUUAUAACAAUUGUUUUGCCCAAUUCCUUAAUGUCUGUGAUAAAGUUUUUUUAAAAUAAAAUUUUUAAAUUUAUUAUUUUUAUUUAAUUUUGUUAUUUCUUUUAAAGUAUAUAUAGAACACCAGCUAUUUUGAGAAUUUUUCUGAUCAUUUUGUGUGAUUUAGAUAUAUUCUGCUGUCUUAUGAAACAAAAGAAUUAGUUUCUACAAAAUUUUAAAUUAAUCACUUCAAUUUUUAUGUAAAAAAAGCUAUUUGCAGGUACACAUGUUUUUUAGAAAUAUUUGAAACUUAAAAACAAACCUAAGUUUAUUGUGUUAUUAGUAGCCUGUAUAAUAGUCACUUGGUAGAAAAUAAAGAAUAACUUUUUU
This is a messenger RNA of Parasteatoda tepidariorum (common house spider), 5237 nucleotides long. RefSeq names its product DNA repair protein complementing XP-C cells homolog. Gene Ontology annotation, cellular component: nucleus; cytoplasm; XPC complex. The record is from RefSeq and is a predicted model, not a curated record. Gene Ontology annotation, biological process: nucleotide-excision repair; mismatch repair. Gene Ontology annotation, molecular function: damaged DNA binding; single-stranded DNA binding. Lineage: Eukaryota; Metazoa; Arthropoda; Arachnida; Araneae; Theridiidae.